AAAAGUAUAAUAACUCCUUGUGGAGCAUGUCGUCAGGUCUUAAGAGAGUUUGGGAAGGAUUGGUUAGUGUACAUGACGAAGCCAGAUUGUACCUACAUUGUUAAAACUGUGGACGAACUCUUACCACUUGGUUUCGGUGGCGACGAUUUAGACGAACACCAGCAGCAAGGGCAGUGA
Lottia gigantea (owl limpet) is the source of this 177-nucleotide messenger RNA. RefSeq lists its product as hypothetical. NCBI's taxonomy places the organism in Eukaryota, Metazoa, Mollusca, Gastropoda, Lottiidae. Gene Ontology annotation, cellular component: cytosol. The annotation marks the transcript as partial. The transcript is spliced from 2 exons. The record is from RefSeq and is a predicted model, not a curated record. Gene Ontology annotation, molecular function: zinc ion binding; cytidine deaminase activity.